CAGUUCUCGCCUUCCCACUCUCGGGUCUUCCGGUUUUGAACGCUGGCGGCCAGUCGUCACCUAGCCAUCUGGAAAGCCACAAUCUGGAUCAAUGCAACAAGGCCCUGGCCCCAAGGUUGCUUCUUAUUGGCCAAUGUGGUCAUUGUUAAAACAGAUCAGAAACACUUGACGUUCUGCCCAAUUCAGGGAGGAAUUAACCUCCUUCUUACGCAGAGAGCGCAUGACAAUGAUAGGUAUGGUCUGCCUCUAGGGGCCGCGAGGGGAUUGACCGCAAGGGAGCGCUCGCUACUUCGUCAACUUACGUGGGUAUGCCCUCGACGGAAACGCACGGGAAUUUCCAGGGACCAAGGAACUGAGCUUUCAGAAUGACUGCGUUGCCGCUGGGACUUGUAUCGCUAUGCUACUGCUAUAUCCUGGUGUUUAUGCCAACGUGGGGCUCCGUGAGGGCGUCCCAGGUACCAAUAGACUACCUGAACCCUGAUGAUACGCAGGAUAUCGACUAUGCAGACCCCUGUAAAGCUGAACAAUUUGAUGGUGACAUAGCUUUAAGUCCAUAUGACAUCAGUACAUUAGCAAGAUAUACAAGAGAAUGGCAGCAAGGGGAAACUUUUCCAGGGCAGCUAAGACAUCGUCAUAUGCAGUCAAGAAGAUUGCAGUCUGGCAAAAGAAGAGUAAACUGGACAGUGGCUAAACCAGGCCACUCCAGACAAAAACCCCAGCAUCGCCGGGAGCGGCUCCACAGAUCAGGCCCUGCGCCGAUCCAGAGGGUACACAGCAGAAUACGGCGGGCAGCCACGGCCAGGCCCGAGAGGAAAUGGCCCAACGCUGUCAUUCCCUACACUGUGGAUCCUAAGGCCAACUUUUCAGGUAGCCAGCGGGCAAUGUUUAAACAAGCGAUGAGGCACUGGGAGAACUUCACAUGCGUCACUUUCAUCGAGAGAACUGAUGAGGAGAACUACAUCGUCUUCACAUACAGAGAGUGUGGGUGCUGUUCCUUUGUGGGGAGAAGAGGCAAUGGACCACAGGCCAUCUCCAUAGGAAAGAACUGUGACAAGUUUGGCAUUGUUGUGCAUGAGCUCGGCCAUGUGAUUGGCUUUUGGCAUGAACAUACCCGACCUGACCGAGACCACUGGGUCACCAUCAUCAAGGAAAACAUCCAGCCAGGCCAAGAGUACAACUUUCUGAAACUGGAGAAAGGAGAGGUGGACUCGCUCGGUGAGUCCUACGACUUCAACAGCAUCAUGCACUACGCUCGGAACACCUUCUCACGAGGGAUGUUCCUGGAUACCAUCCUCCCGCGGAGGGACCCGGAGUCUGGCCUGCGUCCAAACAUCGGACAGCGAUCGCACCUCAGCAAGGGAGACAUUGCCCAGGCAAACAAGCUGUACAAGUGUAAAUCCUGUGGGUACACACUCCAGGAGACAACAGGUAACUUUACCUCACCUGGUUGGCCAAACAAAUAUCCCCCCAACGCGGACUGUGAGUGGCGCAUCUCUGUCACACCUGGGGAGAAGAUCGUCCUCAACUUCACCUACAUGGACAUCGUACCGUCACGGGGCUGCUGGUAUGAUUACGUGGAGAUCCGAGACGGACACUGGAGGAAGUCACCUCAAAUAGGGAGGUUCUGUGGCAGCGAUGUUCCAAAAUCCAUUGUGUCAUCAGACAGCAGACUGUGGAUUGAGUUCCAGGCCAACAGUAACAGAGUUGCUAAGGGCUUCUCUAUCCAGUAUGAAGCCAUCUGUGGAGGUGACAUCAAAAAGGAGUCAGGACAGAUUCAGAGUCCGAACUAUCCUGACGACUACAGGCCAAACAAGGAGUGUGUGUGGCGAAUAACUGUUCCCAGAGGAUACAACAUAGGGCUGACCUUCCAGGCUUUUGAAAUAGAGCGCCACGACACCUGCUCCUAUGACUACGUGGAAGUGCGUGAUGGUCUGGAUGAGGAGUACUCUGAUAGGCUGGGCCGGUACUGUGGUUACAUCACUCCUGACGACAUCAAGUCCUCCUCCAAUACUCUGUUGGUCAAGUUCGUGUCUGAUGGCUCAGUUAACAAGGCCGGCUUCUCUGCUUCAUUCUUCAAGGAGAUGAAUGAGUGUGCCCAGCCAGACAAGGGAGGAUGUGAACAGAAGUGUGUGAACACCCUGGGCAGUUUCCACUGUGAGUGCAGUCCUGGGUAUGAACUCAGCUCCAACAAGCGCACAUGUGAACCGGCAUGUGGCGGCUUCCUGACCGGUCUGAGUGGAAACAUCACCAGUCCUACCUUCCCGCUGGAGUACCCUCAGAACAAACGCUGUGUCUGGCAGAUCGUGGCACCCUCUCAGUACCGCAUCACUCUCAAGUUUAACCACUUCGAGUUAGAAGGCAACGAUGUGUGUAAGUAUGACUCCCUGGAAGUACGCAGUGGACUGUCCCCUGAGUCUGACGUCCUGGGACGCUUCUGUGGAUCUGAACUUCCCGAGUCAGUCACAUCCUCACGUAACAACAUGCGUGUGGAGUUCAAGUCUGACAACACGGUGUCCAAGAAAGGCUUCCAUGCAACCUUCUUCUCAGACAAGGAUGAGUGUGCAGUAGACAAUGGAGGCUGUCAGCACGAGUGUGUCAACACGCUGGGGAGCUACGAGUGCAGAUGUCGCAACGGCUUCACGCUACAUGAGAACCUUCAUGACUGCAAGGAAGCUGGGUGUAAACAUCAGCUCAACGCUGCCACGGGAGAAAUAACCAGUCCCAACUGGCCUGACAAGUAUCCUGCCAGGAAAGAGUGUACCUGGCACAUUCUGGCCACAUCUGGACACAGGAUAAAACUGAUGUUCAAUGACUUUGAGAUCGAGCAGCACCAGGAGUGUGCGUAUGACCACCUGGAGGUGUACGACGGCCACUCCGCGGACGACCCGGUUCUGGGACGGUACUGCGGCAACAAGAAGCCUCCGCCGGUCGUCGCCAACUCCAACCACAUGUUCAUCAAGUUCUUCUCAGAUGCCUCCGUCCAAAGGAAAGGGUUCUCUGCCUUGCACACUACAGUAUGUGGAGGCACUCUGCUGGCUACCGAGCAAGUCACAGACCUGUUCUCACACGCGCAGUACGGAGACAACAACUACGGGCAGCAGGAGGAGUGUGAUUGGACAAUCACUGCCAGACAGGGCCAGACAGUCAGGCUGGCCUUCAAGUCCUUUGAAAUUGAAGAUGAAACCACAUGUGGCUAUGACUAUGUGGAGAUCUUUGAUGGUUACGAUGAUUCAGCUGAAAAACUGGGGCGUUUCUGUGGAGCAGAGACCCCUGACGUGAUUGUGUCACGAGGAGAUUCGCUGCUUGUUCGCUUCCGCACAGACGAUACCAUUAACAAGAAAGGCUUCCACGCACAGUAUAUGGGAACAGCCCUGAAGGAGACGUACUAUGCCUAGUGGAGCUCUAUGAUGCCAAGUUACCACUCAAACUGCCAUUCCAUUCAACAAAUGAUACACAUAUUCAUAGACAAUUCUCUUUUAGAGAGGACUGACAUUACAUAAUAAUAAUUGAAGGUACAUAUUGUACUUGUACUUAAUGCUAACAGUGAAUUCCAUCUCUCUGGCUGGCCCUACCAUUGUGAUUAGGACAAACGUUCAACUGAAUGGUAUAUUUUAACCUUUAGCAUGCUGUGUUAUACACACAUCAGGGCACAUUACCUGUAGCAUGCUGAAGGUUAAAGUCUGUAAUACCAAAGACAGGUCAGUGCAUGUAACAGCAAGAAGUUGCCAAAAGUUUGUGUUGAUAUCACAAAUUUAAAGCCUUUUGAUGGGUUUACGUGACUCAGUGAUCUCUGAUUUUCAGUGUGUUCUUUUAUACAUACAUAUAUAUAUAUGUAUACUAAUUUAUCUCUUUUAUACGAUAAAUUUAUCUCUUUUAUAUUAUGAUGUGUGGAUAUUGAAUGGAUUUCACAAAUCAUUCAGUUUGAAGACCCACUAUCUCUGAACUUAACUUUACUAACAUUGACAUCUUUGCUCUAGAUUGUUUUUAUUUUGAUAGAAUACCUUGAAAUAUUUGCACAAUGACAAAGCCAUGAAAAUCAUAAGAUGGUCCAUAGAUGUUUUUUUAUUUUUACUUUUUUUUUGCGGCGGUAUAAACUUAAAAUCACUCUUGCCUCACAGGCAUAGUCUGAAGGAAUUUGUUUCAUUGCUUUUUUUAUUCCUUUUUUAUAUAAUCUUUUCAUGAAGGUAGGGAUGUUUAACACUACCCUAAAAUUUCUCUGUCACAUUUUUUUUGCUGCUGCAUCCUUUUUUUUUAGAUUGUUCUACAGUCCAAGCUUUCUAAAACAUGCGUUAGCCUAUGGUUUCCCCACAAAUUUACCAUCCACAAGUACAUGUGUAUCUUUUACAUGACAGUUAUAUAAAGCAAUCCUAAACAUUGUACAUCACCAUACCUUGGUCUGUAUAUACGUUAACUACAGAAUGAGCAGGAUUGCUGAGGGAAUGUCUCUGUAGGAUCUUUGUUUGCCUCUCUGUGGUCAAGUCACCAUCUUUUUUUAAUGUUAAUAUCUUGAUUAUUGAUAUUUUACUUUUAGAUAUAGCAUACCCUGUAAUAUUUUUAAUGCAACUUUUUAUGAAUAAAGAUUUGUAAGUGUACUGG
This is a messenger RNA of Branchiostoma belcheri (Belcher's lancelet), 4596 nucleotides long. Its product is annotated as tolloid-like protein 2. The record is from RefSeq and is a predicted model, not a curated record. Gene Ontology annotation, molecular function: metalloendopeptidase activity; serine-type endopeptidase activity; calcium ion binding. The transcript has 18 exons. NCBI's taxonomy places the organism in Eukaryota, Metazoa, Chordata, Leptocardii, Amphioxiformes, Branchiostomatidae. The coding region runs from base 366 to 3395 and encodes 1009 amino acids. Gene Ontology annotation, biological process: proteolysis.